GUAGAGUAAAUUGGGAGUCCAGGUGGUUCGGGGCUGUGGAGCGGCGUGCCAGGUUUCAGAUGAGAAAGUCGCACCCAUUCGUUUCGCUCUCGCAGUAGGCCCACCGCAGAGAUUUGCUUUUCCACCUGCGAGCUUCUUCUGCCGGUUGCGGGAGGCCGCAGCGGCGGAAGAGGGGGCGGAGGCAGAGGCGGAGGCGGCACCCAGAGGCCGGGUCAGGGGAGGCCGGGACCACAGCAGUGACAAUUUCUUUCCAGCAGCGGCGGCAGAGGAACGACGGCAACAGGCUCGGGAUCAGCCGGCCUGCGCGUGGGUUUGCGGGGACGCUGAUCGCCCCGGCGCUACGCAGCCACUGCAGCCAAGGGGAGGACGAGAACCACGCACGCACCCGGAGCGAGUGGACCUAGCAAAGCUCCAUCGGUCCACGGAACCCGGAGGAAGGACGGCCGAGGCGAGCGAGCCGGCACCUUCACGCUGGCUGCCUUAGCACCCAGCUGCAGUGCCUUCUAGCAAAAGCCAGAGCGGCUCAGGCUGCAGCGGCAGGACGGAUGCCAAGGCCACACGACAGGCGCAGGUGCAGCCCCUGCAGUCGCCGUCCCACGCGGGGUCCAGACAUCGGGGGUUGCUGAUGAAGUGAUUGGGAAGAAACGGUGACCACCUUCACUCUGCACACAGAACACCAUGGAUCAGCCGUUCACGGUGAAUUCCCUGAGAAAGUUAGCUGCCAUGCCUGACCACACGGAUGUUUCCCUGAGCCCAGAGGAGCGAGUGCGGGCCCUGAGCAAGCUCGGAUGCAAUAUCUCCAUCAAUGAGGAUAUCACUCCACGCCGCUACUUCAGAUCCGGAGUGGAAAUGGAGAGGAUGGCAUCUGUGUACCUGGAGGAAGGAAACUUGGAAAAUGCCUAUGUUCUUUAUAAUAAGUUUAUAACCUUGUUUGUAGAAAAGCUUCCCAGCCAUCGAGAUUACCAGCAAUGUGCGGUACCCGAAAAGCAGGACAUUAUGAAGAAACUGAAGGAGAUUGCAUUUCCAAGGACAGAUGAAUUGAAAAAGGACCUUUUAAAGAAAUAUAACAUAGAAUACCAAGAAUAUAUGCAAGGCAAAGCCUGCCCAGGUCUGGCAAAACGAAAAGCCGAAUUUCUCAAGAACUGGGAACAUCAGCGACUGAUAGAGGCAGAAAGGAAGCGGAUCGCUCAGAUGCGCCAGCAGCAGCUAGAAACGGAACAGUUUCUGUUUUUUGAAGAUCAACUGAAAAAGCAAGAAUUAGCCCGAGGUCAGAUGCGAAGCCAGGAGACCCCAGUGCCGUCGGAGAUCGAUGGGAGUGCUUUGUCCUGCUUCCCCACACACCAGAACAAUUCCAUGCCGAGUGUAUGUGCUGAUCAACCUAAUAAAAGUGAUGUAACCAAUUGUACUAGCCACUCUCCUCCGGUCAACAGGGCCUUAAAGCCAGCUGCUACUCUAAGUGCCGUUCAGAAUUUAGUGGUUGAAGGACUGCGAUGUGUAGUUUUAUCAAGAGACCUUUGCCACAAAUUCCUGCAGCUGGCAGAAUCUAAUACAGUGAGAGGAAUAGAAACCUGUGGGAUGCUCUGUGGAAAACUGACACAUAACGAAUUUACUAUUACCCACGUAAUUGUGCCAAAGCAGUCUGCAGGACCAGACUAUUGCGACAUGGAGAAUGUGGAAGAGUUGUUCCGUGUUCAGGAUCAGCACGAUCUCCUCACUCUGGGGUGGAUCCAUACACAUCCAACCCAAACUGCUUUCUUAUCCAGUGUGGAUCUGCACACUCACUGUUCCUAUCAGCUCAUGUUGCCAGAGGCGAUUGCCAUUGUGUGUUCACCAAAGCAUAAAGACACUGGCAUCUUCAGGCUCACCAACGCCGGCAUGCUGGAGGUCUCCGCUUGUAAAAAGAAGGGGUUUCAUCCACACACCAAGGAACCGAGGCUAUUCAGUAUAUGCAAACAUGUGUUGGUAAAAGAUAUGAAAAUCACCGUGCUGGAUCUGAGGUGAUGUGUUACGAAGAUCAGCACCAUCAACACCAGGCACCUGCCCAUGGAUGUCAGUUGCUGGAUUUUCUUAAGAUGUUUCCAGAAGUGACUGAUAUUUUAUAUUUAUACAUUUUAGAUCAGAAAGUUUGAUAUUUAUUGCUUUUGCACAUUUUGAAGUUUUCUUUUUGGGUUGCUCUGUCCCAAAAGUGGUCACAAUGAUGUUAAAUCAAUACCUAUUCAUGUACCCCAAAACUAUGGCCAGAUAAUAAAUUGUGCUGCAAAUAAUAAUAUGACCAGUAUUUAUUAAGGUCUCCGCAUACAUUUUCAGAGCUUUAGAUAUUUUCCUCUAUUUUUUCCUCAUUCCUAUAAAAUGUGAUUCCAAACAAGAACUUCUGAGUACCCGGCAGUCUCCAAGACAGCCCGUCUGUUCUGCAGCCUUUCCCUGUGGCGGAGGAUGAGCCGUUCCUACCUGCGGGAGGAACCCUGGCUGCAUGGCUGCAUGCAGCAGAGCCCAACCUGUGUUUCCAGCGGCAUCAAGUCCUGGGCCCGCGUGUGUCUGCAGUGGAUCUCAGCGUGAGGCAUCAGGACAGGGAGCUUCUGCUCAGGGGUCUGAUGUUAAAGGACUUGGGGUCACAGACAGUUCAUCACCUUGAUUUGGAGGACUGGAGCUGCUUAAGAGAGGAAGAAAGACUCAAAUGAAAAUGGAAAGCCUCUUACUGUGAAGGUCAAACAGGAGUGAUGGGAAGAAGAAAUGAGGCCUAGGAAGUUACUGGUAAUUCUCAGCCAGAAAGAAUAUCAUUUGGAAAGAACACAUAAUUUAAAGACUCUCUGUAUAAAUCAGUGCACAGGGACUAGGAAGAAACAUAUGUUCCCAUUGAAAAAGGUAGCACAAAUACAAUGUUGUGGUACUGCUAAGGCUUGGAGUGAGAUGUGUGCCUAGAUAAUAAAAGCACUU
Molecule: messenger RNA, 2934 nt
Organism: Phyllostomus discolor (pale spear-nosed bat)
Lineage: Eukaryota; Metazoa; Chordata; Mammalia; Chiroptera; Phyllostomidae
Gene: STAMBPL1
Product: STAM binding protein like 1
Exons: 11
Coding region: 679-2001 (440 amino acids)
Biological process (GO): protein K63-linked deubiquitination
Cellular component (GO): membrane; endosome
Molecular function (GO): K63-linked deubiquitinase activity; metal-dependent deubiquitinase activity; protein binding
Source: RefSeq, a predicted model, not a curated record